Molecule: messenger RNA, 9328 nt
Organism: Pteronotus mesoamericanus
Lineage: Eukaryota; Metazoa; Chordata; Mammalia; Chiroptera; Mormoopidae
Gene: AMOTL1
Product: angiomotin like 1
Exons: 20
Coding region: 689-3751 (1020 amino acids)
Biological process (GO): angiogenesis; actin cytoskeleton organization; establishment of cell polarity involved in ameboidal cell migration
Cellular component (GO): bicellular tight junction; plasma membrane; cytoplasmic vesicle
Source: RefSeq, a predicted model, not a curated record
GGAAACUGGGCCCAGAACCUGCAAGGCAGGAAAGAAGAGCCAGAUCAAGUUCAGAAGCUCAGAUCAGAAUGCCAGAUCCAGGGACCAGGGCAGCAAAUCCAGACUGAUAUUGUGGUCAUGAACAGAUCAAGGAGAACAAGCACAAAACCAUGCUGGAGCUGCCCGUAGCUCUUACUGCAAGCUAAGAAAACCUUUCUGGAGGGAGGAGGCUCCACAUAAUUGGCAUGGCUCCGCCAAGAAGCAAGCAGUCCAGAUUUGUCCUGUGAAUCCCUGUCCCUUCUGUUAGAACUUGGUGCUUUUUCUACUGCCAGCCACCAGGACCUUCUCUCAGGAGAAGUUGAAGUUGGGUGACUUCUGCAGAGAGCUUGAGCCCAGGGUGGUCCAGAAAUGCCAGGUGUUUGGUUUGUUUUCUGGGUUUGACAAGAUAUAUUUAUGCCCCAUGCUCAUAACCAAGAUAGAACAUUCCUUCUGAUCCCUGACUCACAGCAGAAGGUCCAGAUCUGGAAGGCUCAGAGAGCAUCAGAACUGGGGUCAAAUCUCGAUAUUCCUGGAGGAGUAUCCUACCUUCAAGCAGUCUUUGAAGAACAGAACAAGGCGCAGGGUGUCCUAGAACAGCUCAGCAGCACUGAGGAUUAUUGGAGAUUUCAUUUGAUGUGAGAACCACACGUACAAGAGGCUUGCUGGAAACAUGGACCUCAGUGAAACGUGGCCUUUGGAGGAAGGAACCUGGUUGUCUCAUGCUGGAAUUCAUCAUUUUGCCACCACCAGAGCGGAUAUAGACAACCUCAACUCAUUCUCACAACUUUAUUUUCAUUUGAUGAAUGAAGAAAUUGAACCAGAGAAGGCUGAGAAAUUUGUGCAAGGCCAUUCAGCUGACAAUGAAUUUGUGGAAGCCUCUCCCGCGCCCUACAAUCCGGAAGAGUUAGGUCCUCCUCCUGCUUGCUACAGUCCCAAUAGUCCUGCCCAGAUUCUGGAAGACCCCAACUACUUUUUCCCAGACUUUCCACUCUAUUCUGGGAGGCAUGAAGCAUCUGCCUUGACGGUGGAGCCAAACGGUACCAUCAGGGAAAAAGUUGCGGAGGACCCUCUUUGUAACUUCCACUCCCCAAACUUCCUGAGGAUCUCAGAGGUGGAAAUGAGAGGUUCCGAGGAUGCGGCAGCUGGAACAGUAUUACAGCGGCUGAUCCAGGAACAACUGCGGUAUGGCACCCCGACCGAGAACAUGAACUUGCUGGCCAUUCAGCACCAGGCCACAGGGAGUGCAGGACCAGCCCACCCUACAAACAACUUUUCUUCCACGGAAAACCUCACUCAAGAAGACCCACAAAUGGUCUACCAGUCGGCACGCCAGGAACCGCAGGGUCAAGAACACCAGGUGGACAAUACGGUGAUGGAGAAACAGGUCCGGUCCACGCAGCCUCAGCAGAACAACGAGGAACUGCCCACUUACGAGGAGGCCAAAGCACAGUCCCAGUUCUUUCGGGGUCAGCAGCAGCAGCAACAGCAGCAGCAGGGGGCUGUAGGUCAUGGUUACUACAUGGCUGGGGGCACCAGUCAGAAGUCCCGGACUGAGGGGAGGCCCACGGUGAACCGUGCCAACAGUGGGCAGGCGCACAAGGACGAGGCGCUGAAAGAACUGAAGCAGGGCCACGUCCGCUCUCUCAGUGAGAGAAUCAUGCAGUUGUCAUUGGAGAGGAAUGGUGCUAAGCAACACCUCCCUGGCUCAGGGAAUGGCAAGGGGUUCAAGGCAGGAGGGGGACCCUCCCCAGCCCAGCCUGCAGGUAAAGUGCUGGAUCCCCGCGGUCCUCCACCCGAGUACCCCUUCAAGACCAAGCAAAUGAUGUCCCCGGUCAGCAAGACCCAGGAGCAUGGACUUUUCUACAGCGACCAGCACCCUGGGAUGCUCCACGAGAUGGUCAAGCCGUACCCUGCCCCUCAGCCUGCGAGAACAGAAGUGGCCGUUCUGAGGUACCAGCCGCCCCCAGAGUAUGGGGUAACAAGCCGCCCAUGCCAACUUCCUUUCCCGUCAACAGUGCAGCAGCACAGCCCGAUGUCCUCCCAGAACUCCUCCGUCAGUGGGCCUCUGCACUCCACCUCCUUGCCGCUCCCACUUCCGGUGACCCUGGCAGCGCCCCAGCCCCCACCUGCCGCCUCCCCCAGCCAGCAGCUUGGUCCAGAUGCAUUUGCGAUUGUGGAGCGAGCUCAGCAGAUGGUAGAGAUACUAACAGAGGAGAACCGGGCGCUUCACCAAGAACUUCAGGGUUACUAUGACAAUGCUGACAAGCUGCACAAGUUUGAAAAAGAACUUCAGAGAAUUUCGGAAGCCUAUGAGAGUCUGGUCAAGUCUACCACCAAGCGAGAGUCACUGGACAAGGCGAUGAGAAACAAACUGGAGGGAGAGAUUCGGAGACUUCAUGAUUUCAACAGAGACCUCCGAGAUCGACUGGAGACUGCCAACAGGCAGCUGUCCAGCAGGGAGUAUGACGGGCACGAAGACAGAGCUGUGGAGGGCCUUUAUGCUUCCCAGAACAAAGAAUUCUUGAAGGAAAAAGAGAAGUUAGAAAUGGAGUUAGCAGCAGUGAGGACUGCAAGUGAGGACCACCGGAGACACAUUGAAAUCCUGGACCAGGCUCUGAGCAAUGCCCAGGCCCGGGUCAUCAAGCUGGAAGAGGAGUUACGAGAGAAACAAGCCUAUGUGGAGAAAGUUGAGAAGCUGCAGCAGGCCCUGACCCAGCUGCAGUCUGCGUGUGAGAAGCGAGAGCAGAUGGAGCGGAGACUUCGGACCUGGCUGGAGAGAGAGCUGGAUGCCCUGAGAACUCAGCAGAAACAUGGAAACAGCCCACCAGCCAGCAUGCCGGAAUACAACGCCCCUGCCCUUAUGGAACUCGUGAGGGAGAAGGAGGAACGAAUCCUGGCCCUGGAGGCUGACAUGACCAAGUGGGAGCAGAAGUAUCUGGAGGAGAGCACCAUCCGGCACUUUGCCAUGAACGCCGCAGCCACUGCUGCCGCCGAGAGGGACACCACGAUCAUCAACCACUCGAGGAACGGCAGCUACGGCGAAGGCUCACUGGAGGCCCACAUCUGGCAGGAGGAGGAGGAGGUGGUGCAGGCCACCAGGAGGUGUCAGGACAUGGAAUACACCAUUAAAAACCUCCAUGCCAAAAUCAUAGAGAAGGAUGCCAUGAUUAAGGUCCUUCAGCAGCGAUCCCGUAAAGAUGCCGGGAAGACGGACUCCUCGAGCCUGCGGCCAGCCCGCUCUGUCCCUUCCAUUGCCGCGGCCACCGGGACACACUCCCGCCAGACCUCUCUCACCAGCAGCCAGUUAGCUGAGGAGAAGAAGGAAGAGAGGACCUGGAAGGGGAGCAUAGGGCUGCUGCUGGGGAAGGAGAACCAUGAACACGCUUCUACCCCCGUCCUGCCCACCCCAUCUGCUGCCGCACUGUCCCCCACAGUGUCCGCCACAUCGGCCAGCAGCGCCCACGCUAAGACGGGCAGCAAGGACAGCAGCACCCAGACGGACAAGAGCACUGAACUCUUCUGGCCCAACAUGGCCUCCUUGCCCAACCGCGGCAGGCUGGGCGUGACCCCUUCCAACAGCCCAGUCCUGAAACACCCAGCAGCCAAAGGGACAGCAGAGAAACUGGAGAACUCUCCUGGCCACGGGAAGUCACCAGACCACAAAGGCCGAGGCAGCAGCCUGCUCCACAAGCCCGAGUUCCCCGACGGGGAGAUGAUGGAAGUCCUCAUCUAAUGCUGGCAUCCGUGUUGAGUUUUGCAACAGACAUUGACAAACAAACAAGGAAUGUGUCAAAGAGGGAGCAGAAUGAUCAGGAAGGUUGUUGAUGGAAAAUCAGGAAUGAUUGGAACUGAUAAAGAUGUCAGAUUAGUGAGAACACUUUUUAUAAAUGUUAAAAAAAAAAUCAGGAGACCUACCUGAAUGAAGAUGAAGAGAAUGCCAUGGAUUUUUAUUGCAUAUGGUGGAAGAGAGACGACGCAUGUAGGUUUGGAAACAAAGGAGAAAUGGGAAAUGGAAUUUUUCAUUGUACAGAAAAUGUAUCUCGUGGAGAGGGUCUGUGUACACCCAUUUUCUGGUUAUAAACAGAUAAACCCGAACACGAAUCUUCCUUGCAAUGUCCCCAUUCUCCUUGCCUCUUAGCAUCUUUGUUUCAGAAGAACCUCCUAGAAAUCCCUAGAGCCCACCCGGGGAAUUAAUGUAAUAUUACCUCUGCCAUCCGCAGGGUGUCCUCGGAAUGUGUGUGGGUGUGACAAUGAGCUGAAAUGUCAAGGGGUGACAGGAAGUUUAAAAUACGGUCCUCAUCUAAUUACCUGCUUGGUUUGGAUUUUUCAGGAGAUAAUGGGGCUUAGCUUUUGUGGGCUCGGCAGUAUUUUCUGCACAGAAUGGGAGCAUUAUGGUCGUGAUGCUCAUCCUUCCCAGCUUCCCUGACUGCAUCUCUGUUUUUGCUUCAUUUUCUUCCAUUUUAUUCUUUCUUCCCCUUCAUUUUUUUUAAAUUUUAAAAUAAGACAUGGCAGAAGAGGUCCAGUAUUUAUUAAAGCAGUAUCUGAACUGUCACCGUUCUUGCUGUGUUUAACAGUGCGGGUGGGAUGAAGCCGUAGGCUGGCUUCCCGCCUGCUUCCUUGGGCUGCAGCUGUUCGCCCCACUCCGCCUGCGCUAGGGAAGCUUUGACGAGGCGGAAGGCCCAUGCCACUGUGACACGCUGCGUUAACCUCAUGGCCCUGGCUUUUUUCUCUCGCGCAUGAGCUCUUUUGCACGGGGUUGGGUAUUUUCACUCCGUUGCUCUCUUGGGGUGAGACGUUCAGGGCAGCGCUCCAGGAACGAAUGACACUUGACCUGGUGGCAUCCAGAAUCUCACCGCGCACCUGGUACACUUUCUCAUAUUGUGGUUCUGGAGCACAUCCCCCACUCUCCCCGCCCCCUCACACCUCUCUGUUUGCUGUUGAUGAGCAUGCAGACUUUCGUGACUGUCAGCUCACAUGUGUUAAGUGUUUGUCUGUCGUGAACUUGCUUUGUAACCUAACAGGCCAGUAUACAUACAGUUUGGUCUGAUUUUUUCAAGAUUUCAGCUUAGGGCAAGUUAUCCAAAGUAAAAUGAAAAUACCAUGUUAAAGAGCUAGGAGUGAGGGAGGCAGCGGGCCCCUGUGUGUGCCGGUGCACGUCUGAUUCCUCAGACGAGAGGCCUUCCUCACAAACCCAGGAGACACUGGGUCAGAAAAGAGGAGCAGGGGUCCGGCGGUCAGAAGUUUUUGCAGCGCCCUGAUGUUUCUCCCGCCCCAGGCCAGCUGGAUGCGUGUUAUUCCAGGUCACUUUCCUCACGUUGCUUCAGGAAAGAAGGAGAGCCCUGGCUCCAAAUGAAGCCUCCCCUAAAGGAAGCCCGAGGACGACACUGCCCAGGAAAUGUUGCUUAGGCAGCUUAUGUUAGGGUUGGUCUUAGGGUGUAACCUGGUGGAGUUAGAGCCUCCCCAAAUUGAAGAGUUUGAAGGAUAACAGAAACAUAGGCUACAGUGGGCGAAAACCAAUGCUUUGCCCAGAGGGGCCUCAGCGGUCCGGUGUGACAAAGUAAGCCGAACUGACUGUCCCAAGCAGCUCUGUGGUGGACACUGAGCCUUGUGCAUCGUGUUUGUCAGCUCCUUCGGUCCCAGGCUAAGCGUCACUGAAUAUUGUGCAGCCUGGGAAAGCGGAGCAGCUCUGGGGCAAGGAGCUCCCUAAAUGCCCUGGGGUGGUGGGGGGAGCCCGGAGGCCCCACUAGUGAAGAAGCGGUUGCUAUGCACGGGACAGAGGGUCCCCAUUCCAAUCUCUGUUCUCAUCGCUUUUUGUGAGUGAUGAAGUUCAGUAGGUGGCUCCCCUCCACCCCCGCCCGUGCCUGGGCCACCCCAAACUUGGGCUGUCUCCCCUAGAAGUGGGUGAGAGCUAGUGCCACAGCCCAGCUUCCCCCAGACCUCGCCUUUGUGCCCUGGCAACCCCCACUGGCACCCUCCCGCACCGGGCGGUGCGCUCCUCCGUCCCCGAAUUGCCAGGCGUGUUAAUCGUCGGAGUGCAAGCACGGACGUCACCUGUUUCAGUGCUGCUGUGGUCUUUGUCAGUCCUUUUUCCUUCUAACCCGCUAAGACUCUUCUGUAAGAAAGGGGAUCUAUAGCUUUAAAAACUCUUCUUUUAUGGGAGAUUUUCUGCCAAGCUAGGGCCCCUGAUGCUUCCUAUUGGUCCUGCCUUGAAGCCUUGCUUGCAUGUAAGGGAAAGGGGUUGCCAAGCCUGAGCACCCACUCUGCAUUCUGGGCAGUUUACAGCAGAUGAUCUCAUGUGAUUUUCAGAAGAAAUAAUAGUAGUUCCACUUUUCAGUGCUGUGUGCAAGCACUUUGGUAAGCACCUUUUAAUGAAUCCUCCAGACACCUGGAAGCAGGGGCACGUUGACUCCAUUGCACAGGAGGAAACUGGGGCUAAGGGAGGUUAGGUCACUUCCCGAAGGCUCGCAGCCAGGAGGAGCCGGGAUCUGACCACAGGUUGGAGAGGAGCUGGGCUGCCUCUGACACGGGGCUAGUGAUGUGAUGUGAUGUGAUGUCUUUCGGUGCCCCGCCCUGGCCCGCUCCCUCCUCCCCGCCCCCCACCGGCGAUGUGUGUGCGUGCACACAGCUGCCCCACUCUCAGGAACUAAGAAGUAGGACUAGGCCCAGAGCUCCUAGAAUUGCUCAUAAACGCCAGGCAUAGAUGGAAAUCUUUGUAUUCCGUUAUAAGCACAGCCACAAGUCCAUCUAAAAAAACACUUGCGCGUUAUCCAGAGGCCUGGCCUUCUUCUGAAGUUCCUGGUGGUGUCUGAUUAUGGAACUUGCAGGUCUUAUCAGCAGGAAAGGUAGAGGCUUUGGCUUUGUGUGAAGGCAUGUCAGAGGAAUUCUGCUUCCUUCUCAGAUGUGCUGUCAGGCAGCUUCUGUGUGCUGCCUAGGGACUGGGAGGUGUCGCUCGAUUCCAGCAACUAAUUUCAGCACAUGUGCAUUUUCUUCUCUGAUUUUCUUCUGCUUCCCCGAGGUUGGCAGCUAAGGAUGGUGUUGAGUUCUGCCUGUUCCAAGCAGGCAUGCAGGACAGGGCUGCCACGUCCCUCCCAGGGCUCUGGUUGGAGGGCAGAGAGUAGGGUUCCUCCUCUCCUCAGUCCUGCAGGGCUCGCUCUUUGGAGUUUGCCGUGAACCUGACUGCAUGGGGUUGGGCUGGAUACCGAGACAGUCGCUCCAGAUGAAUUGUGAACUUGAACAGUUUGGUGAUGGUGUUGCUCAGGGAAGAGGCUGUCAGGACGACCUUGCAGGGAAGCCCAUCCGUGCUAUUUGUUCUCUUCGCGGCAGCAUUGGCCCUGAGCCGCCUGUGUCCUCGGGAGCAGCGGGCUGAUGGACUGAGGAGUUCCCGCUGUGCAGUGCCCUCUGAGUCCUGGAGACUGGUGAACACGGGUGUCAGGUGAGGCUGGGUUCCCAGGAGGAAUAAAGAACAGAUUGGGGUUUAGAAGGUUUCCAGGCAGAGAGCUCCUGCUUAUACUGCGGGGAGCUAUGCUGGCAACAGAGGUGCGCUUUCUAAAACCAAAGUCCUGCCCGCGUCUGCACGGGCGCCAGUGGAGCGUGUUUUCCGUGUGCUACAAACGGCGCCGCGCUCCUGAGCACAGGCACACCGCGGUCAUGGUGAGCGUGCGCCCGCGGACGUCCCUCAGCGGUCACGGCUUUACGUAGCCGGAGAGCAUCCUGCCCACAGUGGGCUUCACAUCCCUAAACCUGAGGGAUAUGCUCUAUAAAUGUUGGUCUUCUUGCCUCUUUUCUGGUUAAUUCGUCAGUGUGUUUCAAAUGUCUUCAUUUAGUGUGAGCGGUGCUGAAUGGGUUUGCCUCUGAUGUGUGGCUCGGUGGGAGAUGAGCAGAGUAAUUAAGAUGUUCCCAGAAGCUGAUCAGCUGGGAGGGUGUAAAGAACAGCAUUUCAGUAAAGAGAUUUCUUCUGGAACUAAUUAAUGAGCAGUGUUUUUCUCUUCCUUGAAGUAGCAUACCCUUUUCCUGUUUGGUAAUUUAAUGGUGUAUAAAGAUGUGUGUAUGUAGCUGCAUACAUGUGAGGUAGGACUAUAAUGCUGUGUGGCGAGUUCCUUUUCUGAAUAUCCAGGAGACCCAAGUGUUUCAUCUUACUUCCUUCCUCAAAAGGGGACCCUUUGGGAGACUCUAUACUGAUCACUGCAGGGCCACCUGAGUAGAAACAUUCUGCAAACGCCUCCAUCAGAACGGCCUUUGGGGCCUAGCAUGUGCAUUUGAUUAUUCUUAGACAUGAGAAAUCUUCAUCCUUGAAGAGGGACUUAAGUUUGGAAAUAAUGCCAAGUCAUUCUCUCAGUUGGAUAAAUUAAGAUGUGUGAUGAGGUCACCCCGUUUUAGCUUUAAAAACAAACAAAAACCCUAAGAUGUUCCUUGGAGUCUUUGGACUCCACGAGCCUCUCAAAGUGACCACUUCUAAGGGAGACAGUCGUCAUGAGUACAUGUAACUUCUAGUGAAUUCCUUGUAAACUGUUCUCGUGCCAUGCCUUGUAUGUGUUCACAUCUCUGCACACCCCCCGGGUGUAAGUGCAUAUUCAUUAGUGUACACCCAGUAGGUACCCUGCAAAGCCCUGUUAUGCUUAGUGCAUGUUAUUGUCAUGUUAUGCUCUGAGUGAGGUGUUCGUCAUGAAACUUGGCUUCGUUGCAGAAUUAAAAUAUGUUCUCAAUAUAAUGAAGUACAUAUACGACAUUUUCUUGUAUCAGCUGCAGAAGCUUUGAUGCCCAGUGGUGUGUUUACAUGUGAUUUUGCCUAGGACUCUGUUCACAUAUAGACACCUGUGAGUAUUUAUUACAAAACGGAACGUAAGCGAUUUACCCACAGUGGUUUUCUUUGAGUUACGGUGUUCUUCCCCUUCGAGGAGUGACAGGAACCUCCUCCUCCGCGAGGCACUUACAGAAUCUGUGCGAUUCUGGGAACGAGGGCAGGUGCCUGCAGUGACCUCAGCCAGAACCCAGACGGCGCUGGAGCCGCCUGCCAUGUGUGCUGCUUUGCUUGGCGGCCCCUGCUGUGUGCUCCCCGGCGGCCUCUGGUGUCACAUUGGGGCAUCUUAGUCUGCUGGUCUGUACUGAAGGGUGUACAGAGCUGCACAGGUGGAUGGAUCUGUGUACAGAGUCAGGAGAGUCCAAGAGCACCAUGUGUCCCCCGAAAAUACCGAUACUGUUGGUCAGCCAAAGAUUUUCCUCUUCUUUGCUGCUUAAACUUGUGCCUUAAUAUUGUAUAUAAUAAAUGGAUAAUAUAGCUCUUCUUUCCCUCAUGCUUGCUCUUUUCUUUUCC